Molecule: messenger RNA, 1446 nt
Organism: Fusarium coffeatum
Lineage: Eukaryota; Fungi; Ascomycota; Sordariomycetes; Hypocreales; Nectriaceae
Exons: 2
Coding region: 1-1446 (481 amino acids)
Source: RefSeq, a predicted model, not a curated record
AUGUCGUUCCUUGCCAGCCCUGUCGCUCCGGCGCGUAUACCCACGGAUGAAGUCAUUACCUUACAUGCCUGGGAUGAUAGUCCGUUGUAUAGAAGGAUUGCGCUGUAUAAUUUGAAGGUAUUUGAUGAUGUGCUUGAUCCGGAGAAGUUGAGGGGGAGUUUGGAGAAGUUAGUUGCAGAGAGGACAUGGAGAAAGUUGGGUGGACGAUUGAGAAAAAAGGACGAUGGGUAUCUUGAGUACCAUAUCCCAACGCAAUUCAACAAAGAACGACCAGCGAUCGCCUUCACUCACGUCAACUUAACCACGAUCACAAAAGACGACCAUCCAAUCGCCUCCCGCCUACCCAAACCAUCCUCCUACCCCUCCAUAGUAGGCGAUCCAGAAGAAACAGUAUCUCUAGCCUGCGGUCGCGAAUGUCCCACCUCCAUCGACGACUAUCUUUUUACAGACCGACCAUCUUUGGGUCUCCACGUCGUCUCUUUCAAAGAUGCGACGCUGGUCACAUUACAUUGGCUACAUCUUGCUUGCGAUGCGCUUGGCAUGAAAGGCUUGGUAGAUGGGUGGGUUUGUGCUAUGAAGGGAAUUCCCAUACCGGAGCAACAGGGCUAUGAUUAUGAUCCAUUGAAAGAACUUGGACGACAUCCUAAGGAAGAGCAUAAUUUGGCGCAUGAGAGGAUGGGGACGGUAUCGUUGAUGAAGUAUGUGGCUUGGAAUGGAUAUAGUCUCGCCUUGGGCAAGAAGGAGACGCGUAUGGUUUGCAUACCGGGUUGGUUCCUAAAGCGACUUCAUGCUACUGCUCUGGAGGAACUUGUCGUUGCUGGAGUUAAGAAUCCCUACCUCACAGAAAACGACGUCCUUGUGGCCUGGUGGACACGCAUCGCCCUAUCCCAUCUCCCUUCAGAUUCCGAUCGUCCAGUAACCAUCCAAAUCGGCAUGUCCCUCCGCAAAUCCCUCUCCAAAGACCUCCUCGACCCUGACAAACCCUUCAUCUCCAACUGUUUCGGCUUCACAAACCUCCUCCUCCCCGCAAACACCAUAAAACAGAACCCAACCAGCAAAACAGCCUUUCAACUCCGAACAGCACUUAAUGAGCAAAGAACACGCGAGCAGGUAGAAGCAUACCAAGCUAUGGUCCUAGACUCCAUCGCGCCUCUACCCGUAUUCUUCGGCAAUGGGAACACGUAUCAGAUUUCGUAUACGAAUUGGACGAAAGCUGGUUUGUUUCAAGCAGAUUUUAGUGCUGUGACUGUGAAAGAGAGGAGUGAGCCGUUGUAUGCUUCGUAUAUUGGGCAUUGUCAGGUUCCGUUCAAGUUUCCGGAGGGGUUUGUUGUUGUUGGGAAGGAUGUUAAGGAGAAUACUUGGCUUUGUGCGUAUCGGGUUGCGGGGUUGUGGGAGAGGGUUGAGAAAGAGUUGAAGUCUUUGAAAGAUCUUGAGGAGAUGAAAUGA